This is a messenger RNA of Catharus ustulatus (Swainson's thrush), 9991 nucleotides long. RefSeq names its product CCR4-NOT transcription complex subunit 6 like (gene CNOT6L). Gene Ontology annotation, biological process: nuclear-transcribed mRNA poly(A) tail shortening. Lineage: Eukaryota; Metazoa; Chordata; Aves; Passeriformes; Turdidae. Gene Ontology annotation, molecular function: poly(A)-specific ribonuclease activity; protein binding. Gene Ontology annotation, cellular component: CCR4-NOT complex; cytoplasm; nucleus. The record is from RefSeq and is a predicted model, not a curated record.
UUAAGGUCCCUUCCACCCCAAACCAGUCUGGGAUUCUGUUUGGAAGUUUAAGUAUGGUGUGAAUGCUCAUGGGAAAGACUGGGAUAAUCAAAUACAGAAGCAGCUGAACUAUCUUUCAAUAUUCAAAUAAUACGCUUUGCUCAGGCUAUUAUGCAAACUUUUCUUCUUCUGAGAUUAAAAUGCAAAGUACAUUUAAACACACCCUCUGGAGAGCAGGGUUUAUUCCUAUAAACUGGGGGGGGUUAACAGAACCCUUCUCUCUCCUCCUGAGCACACAAGCCCAGCUACUUGGAGCUCCAGUGCAGCAUCCUGUGGCCUGUUCAGACUGAAAAGGCUCAUUUAUUGUGCCAGUGAUUGCAAAACAGUUUCCACUAUCGGUGUGUGGUUUUUCCUUUGGCCUUUUUUCCUUUUUCUCCUCCUUUCUUUUUAAGAUCUUGAGCUUUGACUCAUCCAAACUUACCUGUGGUUGAACAAGGCAAGCCUUGUAACUCUAGAGCUGUUUGAAUGAAGUUUUACAGUGGCAGAUUUCUGUGGAUUGUAGAGGGAGAGUAACUGAAGUGUUGCUAGGCUUGGCUUAUUCUGUGCAAGUGCUGGCAGUCUCUCACUGAAAAGGGAAGAUUUCCAGCCACUAUGGCCAUGGAAAUAAUCUCAUUGCUUUUCUCCUAGCACAAACUUUGCUUUGAAGGAUGAAAGGGUAUUGAUGAUUCCAGCUGUAUCUGAAGGUUGGCUCGUUGAGAAGAGCUCUCCUGAGUUCCUGCAGUGUGCAUGGAUUCAUAAUUCCCGUGCAGUUUUGCUCCAAGAACAGGUCAAUAGCUGACUGCUCUCCAGGUAUUGAUCCUGAGGAGUUCAAUGAGGCAUGGGGUUGGCUCAGAGCAGCAGCCUGAGCAGGGUCUUUAUCAUUUCUGAGGAGGGAUGUCAGAUCAGCCUUGGCAGUAGAACAGUUCAGAGGGACACCAGGGCACUGCCAGCUCCCUCUGCUCGUGCUGCUGGGAGUUCUGUGUCUCCCCAAGCCUGGAAACCCUCCUGCUGUAAGUGCAGCCAUGCAUGGCUGCUUCUCUUGCGUGCCCACGGGCCAGGAUGGUGUUUUGCCUUGAUCCAGCACUGGCUUCUUCCUUCCCCAGACUCCUGGUGACUUCAGCUCCUAAUCCUUUAAGCCACUCUGUCCUGGAUCUCAUUAGAAGCCCAGCACUCUCCAGGGGAUGGAGCAGCAUUGCAAAUGGGUCAUUUCUCUGAAACAGUGCAAGACACUUGUGUAAAUAAAUAAGUACACUGUUUAAACCGGCCCUUUGGGGGCUUCUGACGACAUUUAUUUACAGGCUGGCUGCUGGAAACACUUCUUGCCCUGCAGUAGCCCCUGAAUGCAUUUCUGGUAAGCAGAAAUUAUUCUGGGGAGCAGCCUGCCCUGUGUUUGCAUGUGAAGCAGCCCCAAGAGCUGCUCUGGAAGCACCAAGUGUAAAGGCACUUGCAGACAAAGGCAGGUAUCACUCAGUGACCCCGUGAGGAUGUUCUGGAGUUGUUGUGCACACACUGAGAGGCCACAGGCUGCUUUCAGUGAGGACUGACUCCUAACCAAGCACAGCAAUAAAGAGCAGCUGUGUAAUGCUGGGUAGGGUUUCCAUGCAGUAAAUAGUUCUGCUGGUCCCAUAAGUGGGGGUGUGACAUGGAGGAAAAGGAAGGGUGGAAACCUGGAUGUUCUUGUGUUACCUGUGAUUUAAGAAAAGACUGCUGCAUUUAGAGGAGAUGAGGGAAUGAGGGGAAUAACUAGUGGGUGUGUGUCAGUGGGACAAUUAGCAUUUCCAUCAAGUGAGUGCCAGUUGGCUCUGGAAUUAAUCAAAUACAGCUCCUUCCCUCCCUUCCCACUCCUCCCCUUGGCUUUUGCUGUUUGCCUCUGUGACUUGUCUGUGCUUCUCUGGCCUCAGAGAGAUAACGUGGAGCCCCUGGGAUCCCAGCACCACUCAAUUUACCUUUCUUGCCUUUCCCUGUUCCCAACUUGAAUUUCCUUGUACUCUGUGUCAGACUUUUCCCCAGGGAUUCCUUGAAAUCUCCUCAAACAUUCUUUUUGAAUUGUUUUGAGGUUGUUGGUUUUUUUUAAAUAAAAACAACCAUGAUGAGACAUUUAUAUUUGAUUCCCUGCUAAUCUCUAUCCCCAGUCAGGAUACUUGGAAUAAGAAUAACAAAGACACAGUACCUGGGCUGGCAGAGUCAGGAUGCUCACUGAAUUCUUGGGAGAGGCAGUGUACACAGAGGUGGUUGGAAAGCACCAUGAAAAAAGCUCAGAUCCACACAAAAGACUGUCAGAAUUCCCCAUUCUCCAAUAUUUUCUUGCUAGGAUAUACACAGCAGGUCCUGUAUAUAGGGAUACAGCAAAUAAUUUACCUUGAACUAACACAUCUGUCCAUACCCCAGUCCUGGCAGGUUCCUUUCAAUCCCUUAACAUACCCCUGAACAAUCACCUGGUUUUCCUCCCCCCCAGAGUACUCCAAACCACUUUUUGGAUUUGUGGGAAUUGUGCUUCUCUUCUCCUUGGGGAGGCUGAGAUGGGGAGACUUUUACCACAUCCUCCUAAAAGCAGAGCAGUUCAGAUGAGCACCCUUCCUCUCCCCCCUCUGCAGCCACUCAGGCCUGAUUACAAAACACAUAAAUAGACAUUGAGAUGAGCAGAUAAAAAUGGUGCUGUUUGCCAGCUUCCAGCCCAACUUGCCAAGGCUGGACAACGUGUGUGUACACACGAGCACGCCCCGGCAGCCAACAGCACGGCUAAUUCCUGGGAGGGAUCACCAGAUGGAAGGGAUGGACUGGCAGCUGUGCUCAGGAGGAGGAAGAGCCACUCCGGGCUGCCUGCUGGAUUCUUUCCAAAAUGCUUUGGCAGUUUGACUCAUCCAUAUACAGAGGCUGGGGGGAAAAAAAAAAAAAAUAAUCACAAAGAAUGUCACUGGGCUGAAGGCGAGGGUUUGGAGCUGUGCCAGACAUCCAUGAGCACAGCUCUUACCCAUUUGCCUCCUCAUUUAUGCACUGAGGUAUGAAAGAACUUAAACAAAACAUCUUAUGGUCACUGUGGUUUAAGAAAUGCAUCUUCUGCACUGUGUGUUUGAAACCCAGUUGUUUGUUGCCCAAAAAAACAUUUCUUCAUAGUAAAAGCCUCUGCUGCAACCCAGUAGCUCAAUUUCCUCUCUGACACUCUUUGCACCUUCAGUAGCAUUCCAUUAUUUGUUUGUUGUUUCUGGGCUUUAAAUGAUAGUCAGCAUACCUCAUACACAAAAAAAGCCCCAGCAAAUAAAACAGCAUAAAACCCCAGAAGUGCAAGGAAAAGGCAGGCAUAGACCCACUGGUGAAAACACAGUACCUGCCCUGGUCCUUUUCAUAUCCACCUGAGAGCUGCUUAGGCUCACCCAGAACCUGAGGUUCUGAGUAAUCCUGCUCUGCCAGCCACCUCUGGGUUUUUGGGGAUGACUUGGACCCAGAGAGUCACUUUAGGAACCCCCAGAGCUCAAAUCUUGUUCUUAGUAACACACUGGUGUCCUCAUGUCCAGGUUUGCUUUGAUUUACACAGAACCAGGAAGAGAUUUUGUGUUUAAUUGACACAAAAUCUGGGUCACACUACUUAAGUUUACAGGCUUGGAUCUGUAGCAGAGAGCAAGUUUUAGCAGCUUCAGAAGUUUUCCAAGGGGAGCCUUUAGGAGAAGAGCCUGCCAAAAUUUGCACUGAUGCGCAUCGGAUUUUGGGGUUACCAGAUUCAGGGAACUCAGUGGAGCUCCCUGAACAAAAACAGGUUGGGAUUUCUGGAUAUUGUUUUAGCUCCAGCACAAGCAGAGUGGGAGAUGGGAAUGGCAGGAGUUGGGAACCCAGGCAGAAUUAAUUUUUUGCCUAAGAAAAAAAAUUACACAUGGUGACUUUCAAGUCUUGCUCAAUGUUGCUGUGAUGCAGAAAGAGAAAAUGAAAAGUGCAUUUGAUUUGGGCCUGUUUUCCCCUUUCUGUAACUGUGGCAAUGACACUGCUGCCUGUUUGACUCACCACUAUUUCAAAGCAGCAUUAAAGUGACUAACAGCUGAAAAAUGUGUGUGUCCUUCUCCUCCCAGCUCAGGGCUCACUUCUGUGGAAGGCCCCUGACGGCCACACAUGGCUCUACAUGGGCAGAGGACUCUCUUAAUGAGCCAAAUUUCAACAUCAUUUAAUGGAUGCCCUGCUGAGGAGCAAUCCUGGAGCUUGCAGGUGCUGUCAGGGGGUCAGUGGUCUCAGCACCGUGGUUUUAAGGAUUUCACAGAGCACUUACCCAAAUCCUGGGUUUUGGACAGCAGAGUUUGCCAUGUCUUGGGUCUAGGUGCUGUAGAGGUACAGAUCAGUUUAGGAUCUGACAGAUUAAACAGCAGGGGUAGGUGGAAUAGAGUUCUUGUGGCCUGGCAGGGGCUGAGAAGUCUGUUCAAGUGCUCCCCACUUUUAACACUGGCACUCGAAGAGCAAAGAUAAAUCCACCAAAAUCCAAGAAAUUUGGCACUCCCAAAGCACAGCCUGCUUGUGUGUGGUGGGGAAAGACUGUUGUGAAUUUGGGGUUCUGGGAUGAAGAUGGAGGGAUUUCAGGUCUAAUCCCUUGUCCUUAAGUAACUGCUUCCCUUCAUGGCCCCGUGCCAGGCAGGGUGAGGCAGAAUCCUCUUAGCCCAUAGCUCUGCUGGCCGUGUGACUGCACCUGGAAAUGACAGGGGCUAUAAUUAGAUGUGGGGCUCACAUUUGCCCCUGCAGUUUCCUCAGGCAUUUGUCAGGGAAGGAAGCAGCAGCCCUGUAAGUGAGACCCUUGGCAGAGGAGAGCCCUGACAGCUCCUGCUCCGUGCUGGAAACACUGCUCUGGCUGCCAGCAUCAGCUGGGAAACACUGCAGGACUUGACCCUCACAAAGGGACAUUGGGGUCCUUGCUUGGUUGGACUGGCUGAACAAAACCCUCAGCUUGUUACCUCAGUUCAAGGUGGAGCUGUUUGAAGAGCUGCACAGCUCCUGCAGCUGGCUGUAAGAGAGAUGUCUGUGUGAGGGAGGAAGCUGCAUCCUCUGGAGCAGCUGCUUUGGAUCUGUAUAAAACCAAGGCUGGUGGAUUUGGUGUGUCUGGGGAGGAAAAGACCAGCCAAUAGCAAACUGUGCUAACCUUUGUGUUUUUAAUCACACACUGUCCUGCUCAGCACAACAGCCUGGGGAGGCACAGAAUAAAAUCUCUCCCUGUGUCCCCUGGCAAGGGGAUAUUUUUUCAAUGGGACAUGAGAGCUCCCUUCUGACAGUCAGGACAAUUGGCUGAAUUUGCUGUGCACAGCCUCGUCCUUAGGCUUCUGAUAUUCACAUUUUGCACCGGGCUGGAGCCCUUUGUGCCCCAGAACAGCUAAAUGGGAACUUUACCUGAGCUCUUUUUAUGGCUCCUGGGCCAUUAGGAAUACAAAGCUGAACACUUGGCUGAUCCCGAGCAUGAAAAAGCACAAAACACAAAAGCUGGAUAGUUAAUGGGAAAAUUGAGCUAAUUCUCCCUCAGACUGUAAUUUCAAGCCUUGUAUAAGUGGAGAAGUGGGACUUGGUCUGUUGAAAUUAAGAGCCUUCCCUUCAAUCCGGGAGGGAGCAAUCUGGGAGCAGCGGAACGCUCUGAUCUUGUCUGCAGGUUCUGCACACAGCAAAAAACUGUUGGGUUGUUGUUUGCUGGGUUAUGGGAGAGAAACUGGGAAACCCAGCAGGUGACUGCAGAAACCUCAGCUUCCUAGGAAGAAGUACUCUUCUCCAUCCCAGAAUUCUGCCCAGGUGUGAGCACCCAGUAUUGGUUGUGCAUAAACUCUGGGGCGUGUUGCUGCAGGACAUCCCUGAGAAAGGUCAGCUCCUGGUGGGAUAGAAAUGAAGGAAUGCUGUGGAGUAACAGUUGUGAUGGUCUCUCAGACUAACAGGGAUGCCAAAGGAAAAAUAUGAUCCUCCAGAUCCUCGCAGAAUUUACACCAUCAUGUCAGCGGAAGAGGUGGCCAACGGGAAGAAGUCGCACUGGGCUGAAUUAGAGAUCUCGGGGAGAGUGCGGAGCCUGAGUACGUCGCUGUGGUCGCUGACACACCUGACUGCUCUGCACCUCAAUGACAACAACCUUACUCGCAUUCCACCUGAUAUUGCCAAGCUUCACAAUCUGGUUUACCUGGAUCUGUCAUCCAACAAACUCAGAAGUUUACCAGCAGAACUAGGAAACAUGGUGUCUCUCAGGGAAUUGCUUUUAAAUAACAAUCUGUUACGGGUUUUGCCUUAUGAACUUGGACGGCUCUUCCAGCUGCAAACCCUGGGUUUGAAAGGCAAUCCUUUAUCCCAAGAUAUUCUCAGCCUCUACCAGGAUCCAGACGGAACCCGAAAGCUACUGAACUACAUGCUUGACAAUCUAGCAGUUCACCCAGAGCAGCUGCCUCCAAGGCCAUGGAUUACUUUAAAAGAACGAGACCAAAUUCUGCCCUCAGCUUCAUUUACAGUUAUGUGUUACAAUGUGUUGUGUGAUAAAUACGCCACCCGGCAGCUCUAUGGCUACUGCCCGUCUUGGGCACUCAAUUGGGGAGUACAGGAAAAAAGGGAAAUCAUGGAAAGAAAUUGUGUUUGUGUACAAUUGCAGGAAGUGGAAACGGAGCAAUACUUCACCCUUUUCCUGCCAGCCUUGAAAGAACGGGGAUACGACGGAUUCUUCUCUCCAAAGUCACGUGCCAAAAUCAUGUCCGAGCAGGAGAAGAAGCAUGUGGAUGGCUGCGCCAUAUUCUUCAAAACAGAAAAGUUCACGCUGGUGCAGAAGCACACGGUGGAGUUCAACCAGGUGGCCAUGGCCAACUCGGAGGGCUCGGAGGCCAUGUUGAACAGAGUGAUGACCAAGGACAACAUCGGAGUCAGCCGUGGUGCUGAGGUGCACAAGGAAUGGUUUGGAGCAAGUAUGAAGUCUCUUCACGUGGACAAGCAGCUGCUCAUCGUGGCCAAUGCCCACAUGCACUGGGACCCCGAAUACUCAGAUGUGAAACUCAUCCAGACCAUGAUGUUCGUCUCAGAGCUGAAAAACAUCCUGGAGAAAGCCUCAAGCAGGCCCAGCAGCCCGACAGCAGAUCCCAACUCUAUCCCUCUGGUGCUGUGUGCGGAUCUUAACUCUCUGCCUGACUCAGGUGUGGUGGAGUACCUGAGCAAUGGCAUAGUAGCUGACAACCACAAGGACUUCAAGGAGCUGCGCUACAACGAGUGUCUGAUGAACUUCAGCGCAACUGGCAAGAACGGAGCCUCAGAGGGCAGGAUCACGCACGGCUUCCAGCUCAAGAGCGCCUACGAGAACAACCUGAUGCCUUACACCAAUUACACUUUUGACUUCAAAGGUGUGAUUGACUACAUUUUCUACUCCAACACUCACAUGAACGUGCUGGGAGUCCUGGGGCCCUUGGACCCUCAGUGGCUGGUGGACAACAACAUCACGGGCUGCCCGCACCCGCACAUCCCCUCCGACCACUUCUCGCUGCUGACGCAGCUGGAGCUGCAGCCGCCGCUGCUGCCGCUGGUGAACGGCGUGCACCUGCCCUCCCGCAGGUAGUGCUGCCCCACGCCUGCCCACGGACCUGUACACUUGUAAAUCCCUCUGUAUAGGAGUGAAGUAUGGCCAACCUCCAGCUGCUUCUUCGAGCUCCUUUCCUUAUGUGUUUGAUAUGAGAUUUUGCACAUUUUGGUGCAUAUUGGUAUCAUUUGGCACUAGGGCUGGAACCAAAGUAUUAUUCCCCUUUCCAGGUUUUUAAUUUAAUUUUUGUUUCUGGUUUUUUUUGUUUGUUUUGUUUGUUUCCUUUUUUUAAAUUUUACUUUAAACUGGCUUUUUCUUUUCAGUAGGAAGCUGCACUUCUAAACGGACAAAAGAGAUUUAAAAACUUACAUUUAACGUGUUUCAAGGUAAUGCUUUUUUCCAGAACGUGGCAAAUUGAGCCAGCCUUUUAGGAGGAAGAAAAACAAAACUAGAGAUGCUUGUUUUGUAGGAAGAAUAUUAGAAAUACUGUUUGUUUGAAUCCAAAAUGGAGACUCAACUCUGCAUCCAACGUUAAUUUUGCACAUUAGCAAAGCACUUAAUACCUGACUAUAAAUGAUUGGCAGCAUGGCCCUGCCCCUCAUCUCAGUACUAUCAGAAAAACCAAAGAUAGCCAAGGAUCUGUGAUCAAAUUCAAGCUCUAAAUCCUCCUGAUUCCAAUUUCUUUGGGAGCUGUUGUCAGUCAGGGCUGAAGUAAAAAGCUGCUGGUUCCUUCCCAAAUGUUACUGCUCUUUAGAUGUGUUGGAAAUCCUUGUUUUCUUUCCUUUUAAUGCUCUGGGUGGCCAGUUCAAAACCUUGUGCCUCAAGAGGCAUUAAACAUGAUGCAAUUUUCUGAAAAAAAAAACCUGUUUGGCUGCUUAAUGUUUAAAAAAAAAAAGGCACAGCGAUAGGAAAAGGUCGUGUCUGUGUUUUUAAGUUUUUCUUUAUUCUGCUUUUUUGCUGCUAUAAGAUUUUCUUGAAUUUCUAUUUGAAACUUUUCAUGCACUUUACUGUUUCUAGUCUCCAAAUGUGAUAUUUUUAAUAAAUGAAAAGCAUUUUCCAUGAUGUGAAUGAAAUUUUUAAGCAGAUUGAUAAGCCUAUAUUUAUGUCUCAUUCGUAUACUUCAAAAAAAAGUCCAAUUUGAAUUGUGAAAUUAGUUUUAAAUACUAAAGAGCCAUCUUCUGUCUUGCAAAACUGCCAAGUCAGGCUGUUCCUCUUUAACUAAACAUUUCCUUUGUCAUUUUAUACACAGGAAAUUUUCCACAGGGGGGAAAAAAUCUAUCAAUUGGACUUAGAGGAGAAACUAUUCCCUGACUCUGAUGGGGGCCAGGGAGGGGGUGGAGCGGGCCAGAAUGCAAAAAUGGGUUCAGCAAAGUGACAACUCCCUUGGAAAAGUGCCUAAAAAAUGGGGGUGUCAUCUGUGGUCUGGGAUCAAUUGGGAGCUGGGGGAAAUUCCUGCACAGCACUUGCUUUGUGCAAAAACAAAACAAAAAAAAAUGGGGAAGGGGAAUAAAAAGAAAGCCCUUUCCAGAGCUGGAUUUUCCUCUGGGUGCAAGGAACAUACCUCAGCAUUCCCUACCUGGCCAUGGCACAUGGAUUGGAGAGCACUGGAAAGUAGAAUAGCAUGAAAAACUUAAUUUUGUGGACAUUACCUUUCUGUAUUGAGCUGCUGUAUGUUUUGUGGGGAGGGGCUGCUCUGAGCUGCUCCUCCUGUUCCUCCACGCACGGUGAUCCCAGCGUGAGCAGUGUUUCCUAACCAUACUUCACUCCCAACGUUUUCUGAGCUGUUUGUAUAAAAUGGAAUUUCCAAUUCGCCCGUGAUUGUCUAUGAACUGCAGAGGAGCCCGUUUAGUAAUAAAAAUCCAAACCCAGCACCAAUGUUUUGUAAUAUGGGGGUGGGAGAGGACGGGGAGGGGAAAACCCAAACCUUGGCAAAUGUUGUAAGCUGCUCCAGCUGGAUUUUCCUUGGCUUUCCAGCCAUGGGAGUGUUCCAUUGCAGGAAGGUGUUCCAUUGGAUUUUCUCUGCUGCACUUCCCAACGCUCCUCAUGCCGUGUGGUUUGGAACAGAAAAAGUGUUACUUUUAACAGACAUUGCACAAAAAAAGCCAGUCUUGUUCAUGUUUCAGUCAUGUUUACCUGCCUCUCCUGUGUGGCUCCCUCCUGGUUCUCCCUUCCCAGCAGGAGCAGUGAGGGGAUGGGGCUUUUUUUCCCAGCCUCAGUUCCCAGCAUGUUGCAGGCAAUACCUGGAAAAAAGGCUCCAAGCCCUUCCCUGCUCCUCCCUGCCUCGGUUUGCUGCCCAAAACACGGUGCCUGGUGUCCACUGCUAAGGGACAGCACUGCCUAAAGCCAGCAGAGAAAACAAAAUCCAACACCCUUCUACAAGCAACUUUUUAAAUCUCAACCUGGUGAAUCUGUCCGAUACGGGGUUUUGUGUGUGUAUAUAUAUAUACAUAUAUAUAUAUAUAAAAGAGAAUUUUGUACAAUGGA